UUUUCAUUUGGUCUUCCUUAGUAUUUAACAACCAUCCAUCCAUCCAUCCAUCCUAAAUUAUGACCACUGUUCUCGAACGACCUGAAAAAAUCCAAACGCUAAUUGAUGGUGUUGAACGAUACAAUCCUGAAAAUGUCACUGUUCUUGAACAAUAUCUUGAAACACAAUGUCAAUCUGGUUCUUAUGAUUUGAUGGCCAAUCUUGCCAUUUUGAAAAUGUAUCAAUUCAAUCCUACUGAAGCUAAAGAACCUGUCAUUAUCAACAUUCUUGCCAAAGCAUUGACUGCUGUCCCAGCUCCUGAUUUUAAUUUGUGUUUGUAUUUGUUAAGCGAACGAUCGCCCGAAGUGGAACAAAUGACGACUUUACAACAAUUGUUAGAACAAUCGAAUUAUGUGAAAUUCUGGGAAACUUACAAAGACGAACCAUAUCAAAAAUUGACACAACAAGUAGUUGGAUUUGAAGAUGCUAUUCGCCAAUUAAUCGCACGUGUGGUGACCAUGUCUCAUCAAUCCAUUAAUGUGUCUCUUGUACAAUCUUAUCUUGCAUUGAAGGAUCAAGCCAAAUUCGCUGCUUUUUGUGAACAACAACAAUGGACACAACAAGGUGAUGUUGUUCUGAUUCCCUUGAACAAGGAUAAUGAAGCCAAGGCCAUCGUUGUACGAGAAAACAUCAAGUUUGAUCAAUUGACAAAGGUGAUUGGUUAUUCAAACGAAAUGUAGUUUUAGUUAUUAUUAACAUCAUCAUCUUUUACAAUUCUUCUCCCUUUCCUAUUGGUUAUUUUUCUCUCAUUUAUUAUAUAUAUAUAUUUGUAUAUCGAUCUUCUUUCCAUUUUUUUUUAAUUGAUUACAUCCUUAUUCCUUCACUUGUUUGAAUUCUCUCUUCCUUUCUCUUUUUAUCUAUUGUCUUGUAAAUCUCAUAUCCCCCCUAUCCUUUUUUUUUUUUUUUGAACAAAUGCAUAUAAUAAAAUCUCUUGUUUCUUUUUUUUUUUUAAGAUUAUUAUGUCAUGUCAAAAACUCAAUAUUUUUGAUUGUAGUCAAGUUUGCUAAAAAAGAA
Molecule: messenger RNA, 1053 nt
Organism: Halteromyces radiatus
Lineage: Eukaryota; Fungi; Mucoromycota; Mucoromycetes; Mucorales; Cunninghamellaceae
Product: armadillo-type protein
Exons: 3
Coding region: 60-719 (219 amino acids)
Biological process (GO): regulation of translational initiation
Cellular component (GO): eukaryotic translation initiation factor 3 complex; cytoplasm
Molecular function (GO): ribosome binding; translation initiation factor activity
Source: RefSeq, a predicted model, not a curated record